Molecule: messenger RNA, 1488 nt
Organism: Carcharodon carcharias (great white shark)
Lineage: Eukaryota; Metazoa; Chordata; Chondrichthyes; Lamniformes; Lamnidae
Product: G protein-activated inward rectifier potassium channel 1-like
Exons: 3
Coding region: 1-1488 (495 amino acids)
Biological process (GO): regulation of monoatomic ion transmembrane transport; potassium ion import across plasma membrane
Cellular component (GO): plasma membrane
Molecular function (GO): G-protein activated inward rectifier potassium channel activity
Source: RefSeq, a predicted model, not a curated record
AUGUCUGCACUCCGUAGAAAAUUCGGUGAAGACUAUCAAGUUGUGAAUACUUCCCGGGUUUCCACCUACAAUGCUCCCAUAAAAAAGAAAAGGCAAAGGUUUGUAGACAAGAACGGCCGUUGCAAUGUACAGCAUGGGAACUUAGGCGGAGAGACAAGUAGGUACAUUUCUGACUUGUUCACUACUUUAGUGGAUCUGAAGUGGAGAUGGAACCUUCUAAUCUUCAUUCUGACUUAUACAAUUGCCUGGCUAGUGAUGGCUUCAAUGUGGUGGAUCAUAGCCUACAUCCGAGGAGAUAUAAACCAGACCCAUGGCGAGAACUAUACCCCGUGUGUGGCCAAUGUUUACAAUUUUCCAUCCGCUUUUCUUUUCUUCAUAGAAACAGAGGCCACUAUCGGUUAUGGCUUCAGAUACAUAACCGAGAAAUGCCCCGAGGGCAUCAUCCUCUUUUUGUUCCAGUCCUUGCUUGGUUCCAUCGUGGAUGCCUUUUUGAUCGGGUGUAUGUUCAUCAAAAUGUCCCAGCCAAAGAAAAGAGCAGAGACUUUGAUGUUCAGCCACAGCGCAGUUAUAUCCCAGCGUGAUGGCAAAAUGUGCCUGAUGUUUCGAGUAGGGAACCUUAGAAAUAGCCAUAUGGUCUCUGCGCAGAUGAGAUGCAAAGUGAUAAAGUCCAGGCAGACCCCAGAAGGAGAGUUCCUGCCCCUGGAUCAGUGUGAAUUGGAUGUUGGAUUUGGGACUGGUGCAGACCAACUGUUUCUUGUUUCACCUCUGACUAUUUGUCAUGAAAUAAAUCCUAAAAGUCCCUUCUUUGACCUAUCACAACGAUCCCUAAGAAGUGACCAGUUUGAAAUUGUGGUGAUCCUGGAGGGAAUUGUGGAGACCACUGGAAUGACGUGUCAAGCGAGGACCUCGUACACAGAAGAUGAAGUUCUUUGGGGUCAUAGGUUCCUUCCAGUCAUGUCACUAGAAGAAGGCUUUUUCCGUGUAGAUUAUUCCCAAUUCCACUCCACAUUUGAGGUCCCCACUUCUCCCUAUAGUGUAAAGGAACAAGAUGAGAAGCUGUCGCUUACAUCGCUCUGUGCCACGCCCUGCAUCAGCAACAGCAAGAACAGAAGAGAGAGAAUCUUCUCCUUGAAUUGUAUUGAUACUCUAGAGGAAAGGGGCAGCAAAUUACCAGCCAAACUUCAGAAAAUGAGCACCAGCAAAGAGGAACAGCAGAGGAAAGUUCUGAGGAUGACUGCCGAUAUAGGCGAAAAAACUUGCAGCACUGGAGAUCUCCCUCUAAAACUGCAGAGGUUAAGUUCUAACCCCAGCAAUUUUGGUGUUGAGGAAAGACUCCCGCUGAAGAGUUUCAAAGUCAAUUCGGAAUCCAUUACUCAGUCAACAGGAGAUCUGCCACAUAGGGAACAUGGCCUGCAGCCCAUAGGGACACGGAUGGAGGACAAUUUGCCUGCCAAACUGAGGAAAAUGAAUUCUGGCCGCUUCACUUAG